Messenger RNA from Amoebophrya sp. A25, 1463 nucleotides. Lineage: Eukaryota; Dinophyceae; Syndiniales; Amoebophryaceae. The record is from the annotation of a GenBank genome assembly.
CAAGCGUGACAGAAAGGGAGAAGCGUACUGCGGAUGGGUGAGCACGCAAAGGUAAUGCUAGACUCUUAGGAUGGUGCCACUAUGUUGGGUCUAGCUGUAGCAUGAGACUAAUCAAAUUAUCUGAGUCCCCGUGUGUGAUGCCCCUAGGCUGAGGCACAGGACACGACUAUGCUACUCAGUUGAUACAAGUUAAUACCUCACACCACAAGACUGCCGCCAGAAAUGUCUUCUUUUUGUUGCAAUGAUGACGCAAAACCAUCUCCUUAUUCAGGAAGAACCGCCAAGGGUUUAGCAAGGUCGAGAUCGACUGCUUGCUGGUGCAUGUCAGACAAGACGAAGGGCCAGAGCACGUCCUUGCAGCCACUUACUUCCUCCCCGUUUUGCAGCUACAACAAGAAGGCUACGCCCCUGGCAGAGCGUCAAAAAACAGGUGCCAUCUUCGUGAUCAUUUCUUACCCUUCUACACAGUGUUGUCAUCAACUACCACCAUCCCCCUUCCUGAGAUAUUGAGCAACUUGCUUAGAUUUGAACACACUAGUACUGAGAACAAUAGAGCUAGCUACAAAAGAACACCGUCGUCCGAUUUAAUUCAUAGAAGAACGUCAUCGAUCAAGUCAAUCCACAAACAGCGAGGAAAAGUGGGCCAGAUCUCUGUGCCUUUAUCCAUCUGGUGUGAGCUAUGUCAAAAAUCCAAGGAGCUGCUGGGCAGCGAAAUACUUGCAAAAUUGGGACCAAGGAGCUGAGGAAUGCAGACGCCUGAAAGAUUCUAUUUUCGACUAGAUUUUGAGCUAUGGCUUUGCUUGGAUCCGGCGCCAGGCAUCAGGUAAGUGAUGACUUCAAUAAUUUAGCUCUUGGCUGUGUUAGAGCUUCAGUCUCCUGAUCGCUGUCUCAAUCAUUAGCAGAUCUAUCAAACACCUCCACAGAAUAUUGAUCAUCACCCCCCAGGUGCAGCUCUCUGAACUGAAGGGCCACAAUUUUCGACGCUGAUCAUGGGAGUGUGGGCGCACGCUGGCGGCCACAUCUGAGUGCCGUCACCUCACUGUUGAACUUUUCUGAAAUGUCACACGCUACGACCACACCGUCGCGCCCUCGCUCGAUGGAGCAGCAUAAGCAUUGAAAUUCAGACCAUUGAGCCACUGUAGAUGUUGACGAGCUUCCCAAACUGACAACCUUGAAGGACAGCACGAAGCAUAUUCUAAAACGUCUGACAAGCCGACAGCAUGCUGCUGCUGCUAAGUUCGAUCACAAGUAGCGCUUCACAGAUUUAAUUUCAUUGAUGACCUUGAUGCAAAGAAGUCUGGCCAUAUAUCUGCUGCGGCACCGCCAAAGCAGUAGAACCCAAGCAGAACAUGAUCGAGGUGGAACCAUAAAGAAACUACUUGGUGGCGACGUCUGUCGAAGAUAGAUUUGAAAACAUCCAAGAUGGCACGCAGUAGGCACAUAAUUCAAGAACUGUAGAGGAG